GGAGAAUUAAGAAAUUUGCAAAUAAGACCCAUGAACAGGAUUGAUAAAUCAAUUGUAGUUCCAUGUCAUGAAUAUGGCUUGGAACAUACUCUUAAUAAUCCCUGAUGUCCAUGUGGCCAAGAAUCUAAUGCUGAGAGUGCUUCUAGUGAUUCCAAGAAAGUGCAGCAGGCUAAUGUGAGAGAUCUAUAUUUCCAGAUAAAAUUUAAGAAUGGGUGCUUUAAAGUUUGCAAUAAAGAUACGAAGAUAUUAUCUAAAUGAGUAAUUCGUGAACCACAAGUGAAAUGUCUCCUUGUCAAUGCAGACUCGACUCGGCCUGCCAAGGAUCACUCCAAGAAGACGAUGUGGCAUCCAAUAGCUAUUCGAAGGAAUACAAAGAAGGUUCAUCUGCAAGAAGAAUUUGGUGGCCAAAAAUAUCAUACGAAAUCUCAAUGAAACCGUCAAAAUAAGCAGAAUAAGUACUCUCAGUGAUAUAACAUCGUUAAAGAACUUGAAGAUCUGGUUGAAGCUGAACUUGAGAUUGAGGAGAUUUUGAUGAAUUGUACAGCCAAAGAAGGGUUUUCAGCAGCAAGUUACUUAAUCGACAGACCUCCUAAUCCAAUUAUUAACGACCAGGUAUUUCUUGGCUGCCAGAACAGUUAUGAAUCCAUCAAAUAUACCUCUCCACACCUCCACCCCAACAAAAUCCCCACAUUCAGCACUAAGAAUCACGAUCUCGAUCGACAAAAGCAGACCUUUUCCGAACACCUAGCCUCCCACCAAUAACCCCAGGGCUUAAUUACCCCUACAAAUUCCAGGUACCCCUCUACUUUACUCUCAAUAAUCCUAAAUAGAGACAUCUCAGCCAUUGGGACCCCCUUUAGCUUAUAAUAUGACUAAAUUUGGAAUAAAUCUGUUGGGAGCAGGAAUAGAUAGAUCAAAGUUUCGGAGUCUUCUUCUGUGUGGGCUUAGGUGUAUAGGUAUUGUUUAGAGCACUUAAGUGAAGUAUAUGGGUGGGCUAUGGUACGCAUUAGCAUACAAAACUGUGGGAUUGGGAUCUGAAGCGUAUCUAAGAAUACCUAGUAUCACAUUGCUAAAACAUCAUUUUCAAAACACAAUUAAAAUCC
Messenger RNA from Moneuplotes crassus, 1103 nucleotides. Lineage: Eukaryota; Ciliophora; Spirotrichea; Euplotida; Euplotidae. The record is from the annotation of a GenBank genome assembly.